AUGGCUCAGAUGUUGAGUUUCAUGAAGGACAUUAGAGAUGAACAGGAAAAGGCUAGGGAAGCUCGGAGGCAGUAUGAGGAAAUACCGAACGAUGGCAACCCGCUGUUAGGAUUUGUUCGAGGCUUUGACCCCCACAAGCCAAAUGCCCACUCCUCUAAGAGAGUUACCAGAACCCAUGAAGAGGGAGAAGCUUCCCAUGAAGGAUUCAUUCCCACCACUCAGAAAGAGGAGGCAUCUCGCACUGUUCGCAUCCCUGCUAACAAUCCGCCUAAGGAUGAGAACUACGUGGACUUGCAAUAUGGGGAGGCGGAUGAAACAAAUCAAGAAUCCCAACAUAAGCAAACCCAAUCUAAUUCUGAAGAAAGUGCUAGAAAUAGUGGACAAAUCAAGGCGCUAGAAGAGAGACUGAAAGCAGUAGAAGGAUAUGACUACUUGGUAAACGAGUCAUUAGUGGAACUCAGGCCUAUGCCACCCCCGAUCCCCGGAAAAGCUACGCCCAAUUACAAAGCUAAUGAAAGGUGUGAAUUUCACGCUAAUUCUCCUGGGCACACAUUAGAAAAGUGCUGGGCUUUCAGACACAAGGUUCAAGACCUAAUAGAGUCAGGGGAAAUUGCUUUUGACAAACCUAACAUGAAGACGAAUCCCAUGCCUCGUCAUGAUGGCACAGUCAAUGCGAUCGAGGUCGUCACUGAGCAAGAGUUAGUUCAACAACGGAGUUCCCCCAUAGACGCCCUUAAGAGGUGUCUACUUACAAAGGGGUUCAUCCUAGAACAUAACGAAGCUUUUAAGAACACCCUGCAAAGACUCGUGGACCAAGGAGUGAUCCAGUUGAAAGAGUAUCCCGAAGAGGAGUAUGUGGCCAUGCUAGAGAGGAAUGAGCCAUUGAUAAUACCUAGUCAAGGGGCAAGGAAGCCAUUAGUUAUUCCUUGUUCCAAAGCACCAUUACUGAUACCCACACAAGGGCAUACUAGGAUUAUCCCGGCCAGAGCUCCAUACCCUAUGGACAAAAUGAAAGCAGUCCCUUGGGAAUAUAAUUCUGGCGCUAAUACUACUGUAAUAAACAUUGUUGGGCCUGAGGGUAUGACUCGUAGUGGUCGCAUAUUCAAGACUGCACAACCUAAUGAAAAUCUGGCCCAAGCCAGCAGUCAGACCGCUGCAAUCCCAACUGAAGAGGGCAUGUCCAAGGAAAAAGAGAUCACUAAUAAGGAUGCUGAAGAGUUCUUGGCAUUAAUCAAGAAAAGUGAUUAUAGAGUGGUGGACCAGUUACACCAAACCCCGUCCAAAAUAUCACUCCUCUCGCUAUUAGUGUACUCAGAGAAGCACCGAGACGCCUUGAUGAAAAUCUUGAACGCCGCCCACGUAACUAAAGACAUCACUGUAAACCAAUUUGAUGGAAUGGUGGCUAAUCUCACUGCUGGGGAAUGCUUAAGCGUCAGUGAUCACGAGCUACCCUCACAAGGGAAAGAGCAUAACAAAGCCUUGCAUAUCUCCAUACAAUGUGGGAAAGCUCACUUAUCUAGAGUUCUGAUCGACACAGGUUCAUCAUUAAACGUGAUGCCAAAAGCCACGCUCGAUAAGAUAGCUUUGGAAGGUCUAGUAGUUAGACCAAGUCGUCUGGUAGUCAAGGCCUUCGAUGGAUCACAAAGUCCAGUAUUUGGAGAAGUAGACCUCCAUGUGGUAGUUGGUCCCCACACCUUCUGCAUCAAUUUCCAAGUGAUGGAAAUUGAACCAGCCUAUACCUGCUUGUUGGGACGUCCCUGA
Molecule: messenger RNA, 1761 nt
Organism: Vicia villosa (hairy vetch)
Lineage: Eukaryota; Viridiplantae; Streptophyta; Magnoliopsida; Fabales; Fabaceae
Exons: 2
Coding region: 1-1761 (586 amino acids)
Biological process (GO): proteolysis
Molecular function (GO): aspartic-type endopeptidase activity
Source: RefSeq, a predicted model, not a curated record